AUGCCUGGAAGGCCAAAAACAAAGAGAAGAAGACAUGCCUCAGAAUGUCAGGAUUCUAAGUUCCCAACUCAAAAGGCAAAUGUUAGCAGGACUGUUAGGUGUGGGAAAUAUAGGGAACUUGGUCAUAAUAAGCUGUCUUUUGUGAACAUUGCAAAGACACCAAAAGAAGCAAAUGAGGGACAAAAGAAAGAUGUUGAUGGAACAUCAAAAGAAGCAAGUGAGGGAAAGAUGAAAGCUGUUGAGGGCACAUCAAAAGAAGCAGGUAAGAUGAUAGAUGUUGAUCAGUCAAUUUCUCCUUUGACGAGAAUGAAGAUGAUGGCAAGGAGGGGAGGUAAUAUCAAAUAUGUAGGGAGAAUAGAGGCUGUGCAUGGUAGUUUAAGUCAAACUGUGGCAGGUGUUGAUGAAGUUGUACUUAUCUGCCAUGAAAAGCUUGACCAUGAAGAUUUUGAAACUAUUAGAGAUCUGCAGGCAUCUGGAUAUGAUCAUGGGGAAAUUGUUGAAGCUUUUAAUAAGAUGACAAAAGAAAGGAAGGAGAUGUUGGUUGAGAGUAUAGUUGAUGAAGAGACCAUUCAAGAAACACAAGAUCCGUUGGUAAGAAAAAGGAAGCCCUCAGAAAGAAUUAUCAAGAUUAAGUUGAAAAAAGCAGUGCAUGAUCCAGAUGGAGGUGGUUCAACAACUGAGAAAGCACUUACAUUGGACUGA
Molecule: messenger RNA, 702 nt
Organism: Lactuca virosa
Lineage: Eukaryota; Viridiplantae; Streptophyta; Magnoliopsida; Asterales; Asteraceae
Source: the annotation of a GenBank genome assembly